AUGUUGAAGAGCACGCUGAGGCUUUCAAGAAUCUCUCUCAGAAGAGGUUUCACAACGAUCGACUGUUUACGCCAACAAAAUUCGGAUAUCGAUAAAAUCAUACUAAAUCCAAUCAAAUUAGCUCAGGGAAGCAACAGCGAUCGUGGCCAAACCUCUAAAAGCAAAACUGAUAAUGCAGAUAUUUUAUCAAUGGAAAUUCCAGUAGAUAUGAUGCAAUCUGCUGGGAGAAUAAACAAGAGGGAGCUUCUAUCCGAGGCGGAAAUUGCUAGAAGUAGCGUGGAGAAUGCACAAAUGAGAUUCAAUUCUGGAAAAUCUAUAAUCGUGAAUAAGAACAACCCUGCAGAAUCAUUUAAGAGAUUAAACAGGAUCAUGUUUGAGAACAAUAUUCCCGGAGAUAAAAGAAGUCAACGGUUUUACAUGAAGCCGGGGAAAGUGGCUGAAUUGAAGAGAUCUCAAAGGCAUAGGAAGGAAUUCAUGAUGGGCUUCAAGAGGUUGAUUGAAAUUGUUAAAGAUGCCAAGAGGAAAGGAUACUAA
This is a messenger RNA of Saccharomyces cerevisiae S288C, 534 nucleotides long. It is a transcript of the gene MRP21, whose product is annotated as mitochondrial 37S ribosomal protein bS21m MRP21. Gene Ontology annotation, biological process: translation. Gene Ontology annotation, cellular component: cytoplasm; mitochondrion; ribosome. The coding region runs from base 1 to 534 and encodes 177 amino acids. The transcript has a single exon. The record is from RefSeq and is marked reviewed. NCBI's taxonomy places the organism in Eukaryota, Fungi, Ascomycota, Saccharomycetes, Saccharomycetales, Saccharomycetaceae. Gene Ontology annotation, molecular function: structural constituent of ribosome.